ACUCCAAGAUGGCGCGUUCCGUCACGGGCUGACUCCGUUGGCGGCGCGCGCACCGUAGUGGUAGCGACGAGGGCUGUUCUUAUCCUUUUCCCCGCCAACGGCGGCUUCUGUGGGGGUCGUUCGUUCCUUAUCCUUGCUUUCUUCUUCUGUUUCCAUACACAGGUUUACAUUUUGAAAACAACUUGAACAUUCUACUAUUCUUCUGGAUUGCGUUGCUUUACAGAAUAAAAUGUUUUUCUGACUGAGAGUUUAUCUAAUGGCUAUGAAUCUGUUUCCUGGACAUACUUUCUAUGUUCUGCUGGAACACUGAAGCUCUUCAAGUUUAUUGUCUGUGUAGAAGCCUGCCUCUCACACUUGAUUAAAGAGGUUAGAUUCUGCUAGCAAUGAGUUCUCAAAACCAUUCAGAUGGACUUUCUGGCAGGGAUCAGCCAGUAGAAUUGCUAGAUACGUCCAGAGUAAAUCAUAUUCCAAGUUCUGUUGAUGUGUCCACAACAGUACCUUUGCAAGUAUCACCAUCUAUAGUACCUAUGGAUCUUCACUUGGAUCAUCAAUUCUCCAUGCCAGUGAGUGAACCUACAUUACGUGAACAGCAGCUCCAACAGGAAUUGUUAGCCCUCAAACAAAAACAACAAAUCCAGAGACAGAUCCUCAUAGCAGAAUUCCAGAGACAACAUGAACAACUUUCUCGUCAACAUGAAGCUCAGCUACAUGAACACAUAAAGCAGCAACAGGAGAUUCUAGCAAUGAAACAUCAGCAGGAGCUGUUGGAGCACCAGAGAAAAUUAGAACAGCAUCGGCAGGAGCAAGAGUUAGAGAAACAACACAGAGAGCAGAAGCUCCAGCAGCUUAAAAACAAGGAGAAGGGAAAAGAAAGUGCAGUGGCAAGUACAGAAGUAAAAAUGAAAUUACAAGAGUUUGUUUUAAAUAAAAAAAAGGCUUUGGCUCAGCGAAAUCUCAACCAUUGCAUUUCCAAUGAUCCUCGUUUCUGGUAUGGGAAAACACAACAUAGUUCUCUUGAUCAGAGCUCUCCACCACAGAGCGGAACAUCAGGCACUUACAAUCACCCUGUAUUAGGAAUGUAUGAUUCCAAAGAUGAUUUUCCACUCAGAAAAACAGCAUCUGAGCCCAAUCUCAAAUUGCGAUCUAGAUUAAAGCAGAAGGUUGCUGAAAGGCGCAGCAGUCCCUUGUUAAGAAGAAAAGAUAGUCCUAUAGCUACAGCUCUUAAAAAACGUCCAUUAGAUGUCACAGAAUCUGCAUGCAGUAGCGCUCCUGGAUCUGGCCCUAGUUCUCCAAACAAUAGUUCCAGUAAUAUAAGCACUGAAAAUGGAGUUGGAUCAGUUGCAAAUAUUCAAGCAGAGACCAGCUUGGCUCAUAGACUUGUUAAUCGUGAAGGCUCAAUAACACAGCUUCCAUUGUAUACAUCUCCCUCAUUGCCUAAUAUAACCUUAGGACUACCUGCAGCUGCCCCAUGUACUGGUGGAUCAGGACAGCAAGAUUCUGAAAGACUUGCUAUUCCAUCAUUACAACAACGAAUCUCCAUAUUUCCUGGCACCCACAUCACUCCUUAUUUGAGCAGUACAGCAGUGGAUAGAGAAGGGGGAGCAACACACAGUCCGCUUCUCCAACACAUGGUUUUACUGGAACAGUCAACUGCACAAAAUCCACUAGUCUCAGGACUAGGGGCACUUCCGCUCCAUGCGCAGUCCCUUGUGGGUGCUGAUAGGCUGUCUCCCUCAAUACACAAACUGCGGCAGCACCGCCCUCUGGGGCGCACACAGUCUGCUCCUCUUCCCCAGAAUGCACAGGCCCUGCAGCAAUUAGUGAUCCAACAGCAGCAUCAGCAAUUCUUGGAAAAACACAAACAGCAAUUUCAGCAGCAGCAGUUGCACAUUAGCAAGAUGAUGCCAAAAUCAAAUGAGGCUUCCCGUCAGCAUGAAAGCCAUCCUGAAGAGACUGAAGAAGAAUUAAGAGAACAUCAGGCAUUUUUGGAAGACCAAUAUAUUGACAGGGUAGCAAAUCAAAAGGAAAUUCAGGGAUUGACCCAGAUGGUCCAUGUGAAGCAAGAACCUGCUGAAAGUGAUGAAGAUGGAGAACAACUAGACUUAGAACCAGGACAGAGGCAAGCAGAGCAGGAACUGCUCUUCAGACAGCAAACUCUUUUACUGGAGCAGCAGCGCAUUCAUCAGCUCAGAAACUAUCAAGCGUCCAUGGAAGCAGCUGGCAUUCCAGUGUCUUUUAGUGGGCAUCGGCCACUUUCUCGAGCUCAAUCAUCACCUGCUUCUGCCAACUUUCCUUUAUCCACACAGGAGACACCGUGUAAGCCACAGUUCACAACAGGCCUUGUAUAUGACACCUUGAUGCUGAAACACCAGUGCAUCUGUGGAAACACAAACAGUCACCCAGAACAUGCAGGGAGAAUCCAAAGCAUUUGGUCACGGCUUCAGGAGACAGGUCUUCGUAGCAAGUGUGAGUGUAUCCGUGGAAGAAAAGCAACUCUAGAAGAAUUACAGACGGUGCAUUCAGAAGUGCACACACUGCUUUAUGGUACCAACCCUCUGAACAGACAGAAAUUGGACAGCAGGAAACUGUUAGGCUCUCUGACAUCACUGUUUGUCAGGCUUCCAUGUGGUGGCAUUGGAGUGGACAAUGAUACAAUUUGGAACGAAGUGCAUUCAUUCAGUGCUGCUCGUCUUGCUGUUGGCUGUGUCGUAGAGCUUGUUUUUAAAGUAGCUACAGGAGAACUAAAGAAUGGAUUUGCUGUAGUUCGACCUCCUGGUCACCAUGCAGAAGAAAGUACACCUAUGGGUUUUUGCUAUUUUAACUCUGUAGCCAUUUCCGCCAAGCUUCUCCAGCAGAGAUUGAACGUGAACAAAAUCCUUAUAGUGGACUGGGAUGUACAUCAUGGAAAUGGUACCCAGCAAGCUUUCUACAGUGAUCCCAAUGUCCUUUAUAUUUCACUCCAUCGCUAUGAUGAUGGAAACUUCUUCCCAGGCAGUGGAGCCCCUGAUGAGGUUGGCAUAGGAUUGGGUGUUGGCUUUAAUGUAAACAUAGCAUUUACUGGUGGUCUUAAUCCACCAAUGGGAGACCCAGAAUAUUUGACUGCUUUCAGAACAAUAGUAAUGCCUAUUGCUCAUGAGUUUGCUCCAGAUGUUGUGCUCGUGUCAUCAGGUUUUGAUGCAGUAGAAGGUCAUCCUGCACCACUUGGGGGAUAUAAUCUGUCAGCAAAAUGCUUUGGAUACCUGACGAAACAGCUAAUGGGGCUGGCCGGAGGACGAAUCGUUCUAGCUCUUGAAGGAGGUCAUGACCUGACAGCCAUUUGUGACGCAUCUGAAGCAUGUGUUUCUGCUUUGCUUGGAAAUGAGCUUGAUCCUAUUCCUGAAAAAAUAUUACAGCAGACAGCAAAUGUUAAUGCAGUGCAUUCCAUUGAGAAGGUCAUUGAAAUACACAGUAAGUACUGGCAUUCACUCCAACGUUAUUCUUCAACAGUCAGUUAUUCUUUGAUAGACGCACAGAAGCAUGAUAAUGAAGAAGCAGAAACUGUAACAGCUAUGGCAUCUUUGUCAGUGGGAGUUAAGCCACUUCCUGAGAAAAAGCUGGAUGAGGAGCCCAUGGAAGAAGAUCCUCUUCUGUAGCGUUCAUCUAGUUUGAAGCGCUCCAGUUAAAUUCAUCUUGUCUUUGAAGGCCUGAACGCUUUCUCUUGUU
This is a messenger RNA of Candoia aspera, 3702 nucleotides long. RefSeq names its product histone deacetylase 4 (gene HDAC4). Bases 384 to 3632 code for a protein of 1082 amino acids. Lineage: Eukaryota; Metazoa; Chordata; Lepidosauria; Squamata; Candoiidae. Gene Ontology annotation, molecular function: histone deacetylase activity. The transcript is spliced from 27 exons. Gene Ontology annotation, biological process: negative regulation of transcription by RNA polymerase II. The record is from RefSeq and is a predicted model, not a curated record.